Diospyros lotus (date-plum) is the source of this 1848-nucleotide messenger RNA. RefSeq names its product protein ABCI7, chloroplastic. Gene Ontology annotation, biological process: iron-sulfur cluster assembly. Lineage: Eukaryota; Viridiplantae; Streptophyta; Magnoliopsida; Ericales; Ebenaceae. Bases 88 to 1572 code for a protein of 494 amino acids. The record is from RefSeq and is a predicted model, not a curated record. The transcript has 3 exons.
GGUCGUAGCUGCUCGUCCAUGGCUCAAUAGAUUGUGAAUCGUUCUCCCACGACAGUGCGACCGAUUGAAUCUCUUGAAGCACCGUUAAUGGCUGCUUCAACCUUCACUGCGCCCAUCUUCCAUGUAAAACCGGCUGUUUCUGUACCGAAAUUCACAACGUCCAGAAUCAGAACCAGACCCCAAACAACCAAAGUCAAGGUUUUAGCCCCUUUUGCGGCUCUUUCCGACCCUUUCGUCCUCCAAAUCGCUGAAACCCUAGAAGACUCUCUCGCCUCCACCUCCGCUUCGCCGCCGCCGCCGCCGCUUCUCCAGAAGCUGAGAGACGCCUCUUCGGAGUCCCUUCUCUCCACUCCAUGGCCGUCCCGCAAAGACGAGCCGUUUCGGUUCACCGACACUUCGUUCAUAAAGCUCUCCCAGAUCGAGCCCAUUCUAUCGCCGCCUCAAUCUCUGGAUUCUUUGGCCGUUUCCUCGGAUUCCAAUUUGCCCAGCCUCGUCAUUGUCGAUGGCUACCAUAUCAAUUCUCUCUCUCGAAUCGACGAAUUGCCCAGUGGAGUGUUUGUUGGGGGCUUAUCCAGCCUCGGUUCGGAAGCUAUUAUGAAAAGAGUGUCUGAAUUUGUGGCCAGUUUCGAAGGGGACUUGUUUUGCUCGCUCAAUGGGGUAGGCGCCCCGGAUUUGAUAGUUGUGUACGUUCCCGAGGAGUGUAGAGUUGAGAAACAUUUGCAUUUGAAGUAUUACUCGAUUGAAGGGGCUGAUAGUGGGUCUAACAAGUUGCCGGUUUCGAAUCCUAGGGUUAUAGUGUUGGUGGAGAAGGGAGGGGAGAUAGGUUUGAUUGAAGAGUAUGUGGGAGAUAAUGGAGAGAAGUGUUAUUGGUCAAAUUCGGUUACAGAAGUGGUGGUUGGAGAAGGGGCAAAGGUUAGCCAUUCUUACAUUCAGAACCAAUCUCUGAAUGCUGCACAUAUCAAGUGGACCUCAGUUCGGCAGGAAUCAACAAGCACCUAUGAGCUUACAGAAGUAAGCACUGGUGGAAAGUUGAGCAGGCAUAAUCUUCACGUGCAGCAAGUUGGUCCAGAUACGGUGACAGAGUUAUCAACAUUUCACUUAUCUGCCAGUGAUCAAAUACAAGAUCUACAUAGUAGACUUGUGUUGGACCACCCACGAGGGUUUUCUCGGCAACUUCACAAAUGCAUUGUUGCUCAUUCUAUGGGACAGGCUGUAUUUGAUGGGAACAUCAAGGUCAACAGAUAUGCACAGCAGACAGAUGCGGGGCAACUUACAAGGAGCCUGCUACUCGAGCCUCGCGCAAGCGUGAACGUUAAACCCAACCUCCAGAUCAUUGCAGACGAUGUCAAGUGCUCCCACGGAGCUGCAAUAAGCGACCUAGAAGAGAACCAAUUGUUCUACUUCCAGGCUCGGGGAGUGGACUUGGAGACGGCUAGAAAGGCUCUCAUCUUCUCGUUUGGAGCUGAAGUGAUGGAGCGUUUGCCUUACAGUUUUCUCCGCAAGAAAUUUGAAGGUCAGAUCAAGGAAUUGAUUGAUCCCUCACCACCAACACCACCACCCCUUUACCGGUGAGCACUGAGCAGUACUGAUGAUGGAAUUGGAUGCUGCUUUACAAAACUUUCCUAAAUAUUACCUUGGUUUGCAGAAGAAUAUAAUGCAUCUUGUCUUCUCAGGAAAUUUUGUAAUUUAUCAUAAUAUUAAAUUAAAAAAAAAACAUAUUUUUUCUUUACAUUUCUUUUGGGUUUUUAGGGUAGAUUGAAAGUUCCCUUCUCUUCCACAACACUCGACAAUUGUAAUUGAUAAUUUGAUAUGUGUUUAAAGAUACAAAUGAGGGUCGUUUUUGAUUCA